Molecule: messenger RNA, 1237 nt
Organism: Misgurnus anguillicaudatus (oriental weatherfish)
Lineage: Eukaryota; Metazoa; Chordata; Actinopteri; Cypriniformes; Cobitidae
Gene: pvalb5
Product: parvalbumin 5
Cellular component (GO): cytoplasm
Molecular function (GO): calcium ion binding
Source: RefSeq, a predicted model, not a curated record
AACCAGUUGCCUUGAGUUUAGGAUGCAAGGAUGUACAUUUUUUACAGUAUUUUACCGUUUUGGUUUAAAAACAGCAUUUUCCUGUAGAAUCUUUCUGUUUUUUAACAGCAGUUAUUAUUUACUUUCUUUGUGAUGUGAGUAUGCCGUUUUUAUCCCUCCUACACAAGUAAGAACAAAAGCAGAGCAAAAGCAAUCUACUGUUAAUUUACAGUUCUACUACAGUUAAUUAACAGCUCCCCUAUACAGUAUUUAACGGUAGGUUACCAUAUUAAUACCCUGGAACCUAACUCAAUUAUUUUGGGAAACCAGUUGCCUUAAGUUUAGAAUGCAAUACAUUUUUUACAGUAUUUUACUGUUUUGGUAUAAAACAGCAUUUUCCUGUAGCAUCUUUCUGUUUUUAACAGCAGUUUGUUUUACAGUGUGAUAUUUCUUUGUGAUGUAAUUAUGGCGUUUUUAUCUCUCCUACACAAGUGAGAACAAAAGCAGAGUGAUGUUUGCAUCCUGCCAGCAUCAAUAGAUGUCCCAGUGGUACCUCAGAGCCAAUGACCUCCGAGCUCACCUGAGUCCUCCAAGUGAAGGAGAGGGUCUCUGUGUCUUCAUUGUUCCAGAGGAUACGGCUGAGGACGGGCUCCGGUCACGCAUCAAUUUUUACAAGCGGGCUAGAAGCGUUUAGUAGGGAAAAAUCAUGGCACUUGCAGGAUUACUGAAAAAAGACGACAUCACAGCAGCCGUCCAGGCUUGCCAAGCUCCCGGAAGUUUCAACUACAAGUCUUUCUUUGACCAAGUUGGACUGAUGGGUAAAGCCUGUUCAGAUGGGGAGAAGGUUUUCAAGACUCUGGACCAAGACAAGAGUGGAUUUAUUGAAAAAGAGGAGCUUAAACGCUUCCUCCAGAACUUCUGCUCAGGGGCCCGAGAGCUCACCGAGGCAGAGACCAACGCUCUCCUGGCAGCUGGAGACUGUGAUGGAGAUGGCAAAAUCGGGAUGGAAGAAUUCUGCGCCUUGCUGAAAUGAAAACGUGGCCUGAACUUCCAUCUGGAUUCAUUUCAUUUUUCUGUCUUAUUAAUUUUGCAUAUAUCUUCCAUGUGUUGCUUUUUGAUGUGAGUUGCUUAUGAAGGUCUGGAGAAAAAAAGUCCUUGUAAUUGUUUAAAUCUUGUUUGGGAUUAAAAAUAAACAUCAAAAUUGGCUUCUGAUGAUCAUGAAACUGCUAAAUAAAAGUCAAGUAACACUUCUACCAAC